UGAACUUUGUCAGAGUUUAUAUUGGAAUGAACAAUAUUAUAGUCAGUUUCUAGACUAGUGUUUUGCAAACUACAUCAUUCGUAAUGCACUGAGUAAAGUGUACAUAUAUGAUUAGAUAUUAUUUAUUACUAUUUAUGGUUGAUGAUAAUCGAGCUAUAUUCAUGUAUAAGGAUGGCUCACAAGCUUGGGAUGCAAAGGAUUUCUUGAUACAACAAGAAGACUGUGUUGAUGUAACAAUUGAAAAUCAAGUAUAUAAAGGUCCAGCCUCUCCAUUUGUUGAAGGAAACGUUGAAAAAGUGGAAUUAUAGUUGUUAUUUUUUAUUAUUUUAAAUUAUUUAUUUAUCUCACUUAAUAUAUUUGUACACAGUUAUUCUAAAAAUGUCAAACUUUAUUUAUAUAUAUAUAAUUGGCUUUUUAGACAUAGCCAGUUUAGCCACAAUCAUGCCUACCUUUAAUCGCCGUCUUUUAAAAUUUGGAGCUACUCAUUUACAGAUAACCCUUCUAGAGUCUCUCUUCUCGAGUUUACAGCUUAUCACUGGCCCCAUUGUUGGAACACUAAGUGAUCAUUAUGGUCGUAAACCAUUGCUUUUGCUCUCAAUGAUUUUUAGUGUUCUUGCGUUUUUUGCCAUGGGACACUGUGAUUCAUAUAUGUCGAUUGCAAUUAUUCGGUUGUUAUUAGGAUGUUUCAAACACACCCAAAUGUUAGGAAAAUCAUUGAUUGGUGAUAAUGUACCUAAAACUGAACAAUUAAGUGCCCAUGGGAAAUUGAAUAGUUUCAUUUCCUUAGCGUUUAUGAUAGCACCAACUUAUGGUGGUUAUUUGUCUGAACGCAAUGAUGGUUUUUACUACUUGGCUUGUUCAACCAGUAUACUUUGUGCCAUAAAUGUCAUUAUUAUUGCAUUUAGUGUUCCAACCAAGAUCAUUAAGACAACUGGUCUAAAAAAAAAUAUGUUUCAUCAUUUAAAAGAAGUUGAUUGGAUUGAAUAUUGGCCAUUAUUGUUCAUGAGAAUGAUGUAUACUGCAACACUAUCAACAAUGAUGGUGACAUUUGGUUUUGUACUCAUAGAAACGUAUAAACUCACACCAUCCCAAGUAGGUUACACAUUAUCAGUUAAUAGUUCAAUUGGUGUUGCUACUGGAUUUGCAGUUGCCAGAUUGGAGCCAUUUUUUCGUAAAUAUAGUUCAUUUAAAAAAUGUUUCUUUAGUUUUAUUUUACUCUUUGUUGGAUAUGUUUGUUUGUCAUUUGCUCCAAACAUAACGUUUCACAUUUUAUGCAUGGUUCCAAUUAUUGCAGCUGGUACUCUCAUUGAAGUAUUUUUAAAUCAAAUUCUAUCGGAAACAUGUAUGGGUGAAAAUAGAGGGACUCUGGAAGGUGCUAUGACUAGCUCUAUCUCAGUAGCUCGUUCUAUUACACCUGUUGUAGCCGGACUGGCUAUGGAUAUAUAUGGAUCUAGUGGAGCAUAUAUUUUUGCUGCUUUAGCUGCUAUUUCUGCUGCAAUGUUGGCCAAAUAUUAUGAUAAAAAAACCAAACGGUCAUAAAUUUAAAAAAAAAAGUGUUCAUUAUUUUGCAAUGAAUUUAUAUUUUGUAUCAAACUGUAAUUUCCUUAUUAAAUUAUAAAGUAAAUAUAUAAUUGUUGUAAUAAGCCAAUUUUUCUUUAAGUUUUGUUGAAUAAAAAUAAAUAUUUUUAAUGUAUUUUAUGAAACAUUUUAUUCUAUUUAAAAUUUUGUACGUUUAUACUGUAAGUUAAUUUAAGUUAAUACUUUAGGAUUAAAUUCUAUACUCAACUUGGUAUGUAUUUAGACUAUAAUUAAUAUGUGCAAACUAGUAUUUAUAAUUUCUUAGAAAUUCAUAUUUUUUAAACCCAGUUUGAAAGCCGAAAAUGAAUGUAUUAACCUAUAAAUAGUAAUAUGUAUUGUUAUAAAAGCAAAAAUAGUAGUAUAAUUUGCAAAUUGUUUGUAUAAAUAAUUUAAAAAUAAACAUUUAUUUUUUUAGAUUUUUACUUA
Aphis gossypii (cotton aphid) is the source of this 2004-nucleotide messenger RNA. RefSeq names its product LDLR chaperone boca (gene boca). Lineage: Eukaryota; Metazoa; Arthropoda; Insecta; Hemiptera; Aphididae. Gene Ontology annotation, molecular function: transmembrane transporter activity. The record is from RefSeq and is a predicted model, not a curated record. The transcript has 3 exons. Bases 379 to 1539 code for a protein of 386 amino acids. Gene Ontology annotation, biological process: protein folding; transmembrane transport. Gene Ontology annotation, cellular component: membrane.